This is a messenger RNA of Xiphias gladius (swordfish), 5707 nucleotides long. RefSeq names its product CAP-GLY domain containing linker protein 2 (gene clip2). Gene Ontology annotation, cellular component: microtubule plus-end; nucleus; cytoplasm. The record is from RefSeq and is a predicted model, not a curated record. The transcript is spliced from 18 exons. NCBI's taxonomy places the organism in Eukaryota, Metazoa, Chordata, Actinopteri, Istiophoriformes, Xiphiidae. Gene Ontology annotation, biological process: cytoplasmic microtubule organization. Bases 1403 to 4510 code for a protein of 1035 amino acids. Gene Ontology annotation, molecular function: microtubule plus-end binding.
AUCAGGCCGGAAAAGACGGAGGGAGCCGUAUGAAAGGUUUUGGCCCCACCCACAGUGUCAGAGAGAUAAAAUGAAUCGCCCACGGGUUUGUUUGGGGUCGCGGGUUGUCAGUGGCCAUUGAGCCCAAAAGCUGCGAGUUUUUCCCUGUCAUCCCUCCACACGUUCAGUAUGGUUCAGAUAUCUCAGGUCUACCAGGAAACAACUGUCUGUAGCAUGCCUUUGGUCGGUCUCGACAUGUGCCCUGCACCGAACUGCAUUCAGAAUUCUCUCUAUUUCAUGUUUCCUCGCGUACUGGCGAAAGUGUGCACAACUUUUAUGUGAAUUAAGAUCUUGUUAUGGAUCAAUAGAAACCACUUUUCAGUUCGGCACACGCGUAGGGUUUUAAACAAGCAAUUAAUUCGUGGAAAAUUACGACUUUUAAUAUUGCUACGCCAGAUGGUGUUAUCCAAUUGAAGAUAUACUGUCCAAGGCGGAUAACGAACGCGAGCAGUCCCCCUGUAAAUGUGGCAUUUUAUUGCGAAAAAUGUUGUAUUGCUAAUUUUAUGGACGCCGAAAAAAAAGCGGGCACCGAUAAGUGGAAGUGGUAUCGAGUCAUGCUUUAUGAGUCAUGUAUUUUGACCGAUAAGUAAGGGCGAGUUUAAAUCCCCAUACUUUCAAAAGGAGUACGUCACGGGGAUGCGCUAGACUGGAGACUACUCUCAUCUUUCCCACAGGAGGCUCUGCUUCCCAACCCCUUUGUUCAGUCUAGCCGGUGGGUUGAGUCAGAGGGAGGCUGUGCUAACCCAACAAAUCCUUACCACUGUGGGGAAACCCGACAAGAGCCAGGGGAGGCCGGAAAAGAAAAAAAGAAAUAUCUAAGGUUGACCUAAGAGCGUCCAGAAGACUGCUGGCGUGUUACAUCGGGGCCAGACAACAGAAAAGUUGGCUCUGAGUGUUGCUGAUGCUGCGUUUCAUUUCGGAAAACCGUCGGGACCCGUGCGCCAGCGGUCGGCUACUGAAAAACAGCGAUACAUGUCGACCAUCCUCGCCCCUUCGGCGGCCGCUCCAGCUAUCACCGUGAGAGACGAACCGGCGGGCUCGCCGCUACGCCGGCGCCGGUGCGUUGCUGACCCCGAGCGGUAGUUGCCAUCAUCCGCCGAUCCACGCUGGCUCUCCUUUCAGCUUCUGCUCAGCAUCCAUAUUUGCAUCCCAGGGAGUGGCAACCACUAAUCCCCCCUCAUUCAGGCAAGAAAUCGAAAGUUGGCCGGCUGUCGGACGCCCCUCGGACGCUUUAAUUUCACCUAGGAAGCGGCUAAACAUGGAGAGCGACAGCCACCACUCCCACAUCUAGUGCCUGAUCCACAAGCCUUCAGCACCCAGGGAGGAGCUCUCAGGUCCCCGGCCGUCUCCCCGCCACUGUAGAAUGAAUAUGCUCAAGUCCAGUGGACUGAAAAUCCCUGGCCGUGGUCCCAAGCAUUCCAGCCCAGUGGGGAGGACCUCAGCGGGUGGAACAUCCAGCCCCGUUGUCCCUAAAGACAACACUCCACUGAAGCCCACCACGCCAACUAAAAUCUCUGAAGAGGGCGAUGAUGUUUUGGGGGACUACACGGUGGGUGAACAGGUCUGGGUCAACGGCGUCAAACUGGGAGUUAUCGCCUACCUAGGGGAGACCCAGUUUGCCCCGGGACAGUGGGCAGGCGUGAUACUGAAUGACCUAGUUGGCAAAAACGAUGGUUCAGUGGGUGGCGUGCGCUACUUUGAGUGCCAGCCCCUCCAGGGCAUCUUCACGCGACCCUCGAAGCUCACCCGACAGCCGGUCGGAGAAGGGAGCGACAGCCACUCCACUGACUCAAUCUCUGCCCAGAAUCAGACUCAGCAGGGUGGCAGCGCCGCCCCCCCUGGCCAGCGGGUGGUAGUGCCCCUCAGGGAGGGCCUGCUUAACAGCGCUGUGAAAACAGGCAACGAGUCUGGGUCCAAUAUGUCCGACAGCGGUUCAGUGAAGAAAGGUGGAGAUAAGGAUCUUCGAGUUGGAGACCGAGUUUUGGUCGGAGGCUCAAAGAUGGGAGUCAUACGCUACAUGGGAGAGACAGACUUCGCCAAGGGUGAAUGGUGCGGGGUUGAGCUAGAUGAGCCCCUGGGGAAGAAUGACGGUGCGGUAGCUGGUACAAGAUACUUCCAGUGUCUUCCCAAGUUCGGCUUGUUUGCGCCGAUCCAUAAGGUGAUCCGCAUCGGCUUCCCCUCCACCAGCCCGGCCAAGGCUAAGAAGAGCAAGCGGGUGGCCAUGGGGGUCUCCUCUCUGGCCCACAGCCCCAGCAGCUCCUCCAUCAGUUCAGUCAGCUCGGUGGCCUCCUCCGUGGGUGGACGACCGAGCCGAGCUGGGCUGCUGACGGAGACGUCCUCGCGCUACGCCCGGAAGAUCUCCGGCACCACCGCGCUCCAGGAAGCCCUGAAGGAGAAGCAGCAGCACAUCGAGCAGCUGCUGGCCGAGAGGGACCUGGAGCGGGCCGAGAUGGCCAAGGCGACCAGCCACAUCUGCGAGGUGGAGAAGGAGCUGAGCGUCCACAAGGCGCAGCACAUGCAGUAUGUAACGGAGAAUGAGAGCACCCUCCAGCAAGUCAAAGCCCUGUUGGCCAGCACGCAGAAAGAUAAACAGGAACUGGCUAAUCAGCUUGAAGAGGAGAAAAGGAAAGUGGAGGACCUCCAGUUCAGAGUAGAGGAGGAGUCCAUCACCAAGGGAGACCUGGAGACACAGACGAAAUUGGAACAUGCCCAUAUUCGUCAGCUUGAGCAGAGCCUGCUCCUCGAACAGUCGAGAGCAGAGGCACUUCAGAAAGAAUUAGAGAGGAGGAGGCAAACCACAGUUGAAGAGCAGAGUCGUAUCAUGCAACUGGAGGAGGAGCUCACCCUCAGAAGAGCUGAGAUCAAGAACCUCCAGGCUCAACUUAGAGGGUCCGACCCGGGCCCGCAGCAGGCCAACGACGGUGACGCAGCCGCCGGGUCCGACGCCCAACCAGAGACCCUCCUCCUGCGCGAGCAGCUGCUGUCGGCGGGCCGCGAGCACUACAAGGAGAGCAGCGAGCUCAAAGAGAAGUACGAGACGGCAUUAGCAGCGAGCCAGCAGGAGAUAGACGCGCUGAAGGCGGUGGUGGAUAAACAGAACCAGGAGAUCAGUGAGAUGAAGCAGAAAGUCCAGCACGCCACCAAGGAAAACAUGGAAAUGAUGGACACCUGGAAGGCUAAAUUUGACACUUUAGUGAGCGACCACCAGCGAUCCUUGGAGGAACUGAAGGCCUCAUUGAGUAGUGAUCAUGCUUCUUCAGAAGGCCAAGAGCAGGACACCCAGGAGCUGAGAGCCAGUCUGGAGAGCCUGAAGAUGGAGCACCAGCUGGAAGUGGAGAAUCUCAAGGCCAAACAUAAGAUUGAAGCUGCAAUUCUGACCAAGGAACGCGAGGACCUCUGCAAUCGUCUUCAGGAGGCCAAAGACCAGCUGGCCGAGGGCAACCAGACAUGGAGGGCCGAGGUAGAGGCCAAAAGCGUGAAGCAGGCCCUGGAGGAGGCGACUGAUAAGCUACAGAAGGCGGAGCAGAGGCUGGCAGAGAUGGAGAAGCUUCAGAUGGAGCAGGAUAGAAGCACGGAGGAGCUGAGAGAGAGACUGGAGCUGUCAGAGAAGAAGAUGACGGACUACCAAGCCCUGCAGAAAGCCCAGGCAGAGAGCCAGGAGGAGAUCCAGAAACUGGAGGAGAAGCUGAGGGUGACGGCGAACCAGCUCCAGGCCAUCCAGGCAGACCGCUACACCUCCCAUGAUGCAAACGUGAUAGAGGAUAAUGAAAUUUCAGAUGAGAAGAUGAAGCUAAAACAGAGUAUCGAAGAAACGAUGGAGAAGUUGUUGAAAAGGGAAAAAGAGGUCUCUACUCUCACUUCCCAGGUGGAAGCCCUCAAAUCACAGAUGGGAGCGCUGGAGGGCAAAGUUCGGUCAGGGGAGAAGAGAGCCGAGGCCCUGGCCAAGGAGAAGAUGCGUGUGGAGGCAGAGCUGGAGUCCAUGACCAGGAAGUCCCACGAUGCAUCUGGGCAGCUGGUCAGCAUCAGCCAGGAGCUACUGAAGAAAGAGAGGAGUCUGAAUGAACUGAGGGUGCUGCUCCUGGAAUCGCAUCGCCACUCGCGGGACAUGGAGAAAGACCUGAACCGAGAGGUGCACAAGGCCGAGUGGAAGGUCAAGGAGCAGAAACUCCAGGAUGACAUCAAGACCCUGCGAGAAAAACUGCUGCUUCUGGGUCGGGAACGGUCUUCACCCGACCACCGGCGGUACUCGAUGCUGGACCCCUCGGCUCUGGACUCGGAGGUGAACCGCCUGCGCCAGCGCCUGCUCGGCACUGAGGAAGCCCUGAGGAACGCCCUGGAGCACAACCAACAAGUCGACCAGCUGGUCCAGGCCAUGCGCAAGCAUCCGGACAAAAGCCCGGUGCAUGGUGCAAAUUCCGCCAACGGAAUUCAUCAUCAGGAGUCAGACAGUCCUCAAGAUGAGCAACACUGAUAUGAGCAGAAGAGAUGAGGCUGAACUGAGACGUGCGGAGGGACACAACUUAAAAGGAAAAGCUCGUCCGACAUGUCUCCUGACCCUGCGAUGGAAACCAGAAGAACAUUGCAGUUUACAGUUAAUACCAAAACAGCAAAUCUCUAUCCCCAUUGAAUUUAUGUGUUGUUGCAGAAAGCACCUAUUAGCCAAUCAUGAAGACCGCUUAAAGUACUAUAAAAUAUAAUCAGGAAAUGGGACAUGGACAUGAAGAGAGAUUAUCGGUACAACUGCUGAUAACAUACAGUAUGGCAACUUUUGAUGCUUUACACUAGUUAGAAAGUUUGAAUCCACAAGUUGCCAGGAACUCUUUGACAAAUCCGAAUUUUGAUCCAGAAAGCAGAACGGCUGAUGGACAACGAUGUGAAGAACUAAAGAACUGGGUCUCAGUUGCUUUGUUUGUUUUAUUUAUUACUUUUACUUUUGUUCCUCCGCUUUGUAAUAAUGAUCUGUACUGUAGGUGAGCUGUCUUGGCCAGUGACACUCAGAGCAACUCUUGAAGGAUGACGCAGACAGCACUGAGGGAAUUUGACACAUUUGCCGCCUUUCUCGAUACCUGAUGAGAGGACUGGUAGCAAAGUCAUCACAGUUACCCCUUUCCAGUCUUCACACUCCUGCUUUAGUGCAUAUCUGUGGAUAAUCAGCGUCUUUGGACGUAAAACCAAUACUUCACCCCAAAUCUGUCUUUUGAAUAUAAAACACAAAAAGUGGCCAUAAAAUGUCUUUUAUUUUGUCUUUGGUUGAGAUCAGGUUUAAUCAAUUGGGGUUGCAAUGGAUUUAAAAAGUGACCUUUUUUUUUUUUUUUUUUUUUUGUAUGGAAAAAGUUUCAAAACAUCCAGAAAACUUUCUCAGUCACUCCCAUGACGUGAUCUCCUCUCUCCGUCCAUCUGCUGAGUAUGUUCCAAACACUUAUGUCUUUGCCAAAAUAUGGCUAAAUACAUUGCUUGAUCUUCAAGGAAUUCCACAAAGGGACGGUUUUUAAGCAGUCCGUUAUGUUUUUCAUGGAUUUUAUUUUUUACCUUUUAUUUUUUAUUUUGUUUGGCCUUGGUCUUUUCUCUUUUAUGAAGCCAGUUACAAAAAGUGUGCAACAACCCUGUGCUGUCGAGCUAACAUUAACUCUUGAACUAUCCCGAAUAAAAGUCUUCAUUAAGUAACCAA